AUGUCUGACGUUGAACACAAUUCAAAGGAUGUCGAAGAACAUCACCUUUCAGAAGCUCAGUCUGCUGAUCUCGCCCGCAUCGAGGCCCCAGUGACGUUCAAGGCGUACAUGAUGUGUGCCUUUGCUGCCUUUGGUGGUAUCUUUUUCGGUUACGAUUCCGGUUACAUUUCCGGUGUCAUGGGCCAUACCGAAUUGCCUGCCUGGAAAAAGUCUUUGAUCACCUCCAUCUUGUCUGCUGGUACCUUCUUCGGCUCUAUUAUUGCCGGUGACUUGGCCGACUGGUUCGGUCGUCGUAUCACCAUCAUCGGUGGUUGUGGUAUCUUUAUCGUCGGUGUUAUUUUGCAAACUGCCUCUACCUCUCUUGGAUUGUUGGUUGCCGGUCGUUUGAUUGCCGGGUUCGGUGUUGGUUUCGUUUCGGCAAUUAUUAUUCUCUACAUGUCUGAAAUCUCCCCAAGAAAGGUUCGUGGUGCUUUGGUUUCUGGGUACCAGUUCUGUAUCACCAUUGGGCUACUUUUAGCCUCUUGUGUGGGCUACGGUACUCAGGACCGCGAAAACACCAGUUCUUACCGUAUCCCAAUCGCUCUCCAGAUGCUCUGGGCGUUGAUCUUGGCCACCGGUUUGUUUUUCCUCCCAGAGUCCCCACGUUUCUAUGUCAAGAAGGGUGACCACGAGAAGGCAGCGGCCGUUCUUUCCAGAUUGCGUGGGCAGCCAGUUGACUCUGACUACAUCAGAGACGAACUUGCGGAGAUUAUUGCUAACAAUGAUUACGAGAUGAAGAUUUCUCCACAGGGUGGCUACUUCCUGUCGUGGAUGGCGUGUUUCAAGGGUGGGUUACGUAACCCAGCGUCGAACUUGAGAAGAACCAUCUUGGGUACUUCGUUGCAGAUGAUGCAACAGUGGACCGGUGUCAACUUCAUCUUCUACUUCGGUACAACCUUCUUCCAGACUUUGGAGACUAUCAAGAACCCAUUCUUGAUUGGUUUGAUUACCACGUUGGUCAAUGUCUGCUCCACGCCAAUCUCAUUCUGGAGUAUUGAGAAGUUUGGCCGUCGCCCAUUGUUGAUCUGGGGUGCUGUCGGUAUGCUUGUCUGUGAGUUCAUUGCUGCCAUCGUCGGUACCAUUGAUCCUAAAGGUGACACCGCUGUUAAGGCUGUCAUUUCGUUCAUCUGUAUCUACAUUUUCUUCUUUGCGUCCACCUGGGGUCCAGGUGCCUGGGUCGUGAUCGGUGAGAUUUUCCCAUUGCCAAUCAGAUCGCGUGGUGUUGCGUUGUCCACCGCGUCCAACUGGUUGUGGAACUGUAUCAUUUCUGUCAUCACUCCAUACAUGGUGGGCGAGGACGAGGGUAAUUUAGGGGCCAAGGUGUUCUUUGUGUGGGGUUCUUUGUGCUGCUGCUGUCUUGUGUACGCCUACUUCUUGAUUCCAGAAACCAAGGGGUUGACUUUGGAGCAGGUUGACAGAAUGAUGGAGGAGACCAACCCACGUAACUCUGCCAAGUGGGUUCCACACAGCACGUACGCUGGUCACCCAACCGACUUUGUUCAAGACACCAAGUUGGCUACCACCCACGGUACAAGCUCUGACGACCUUUAG
Babjeviella inositovora NRRL Y-12698 is the source of this 1590-nucleotide messenger RNA. RefSeq names its product sugar porter family MFS transporter. Gene Ontology annotation, molecular function: carbohydrate:proton symporter activity. The transcript has 2 exons. Lineage: Eukaryota; Fungi; Ascomycota; Pichiomycetes; Serinales. Gene Ontology annotation, cellular component: membrane. Gene Ontology annotation, biological process: transmembrane transport; carbohydrate transport. The record is from RefSeq and is a predicted model, not a curated record. Bases 1 to 1590 code for a protein of 529 amino acids.